This is a messenger RNA of Trachemys scripta elegans, 6383 nucleotides long. RefSeq names its product phosphatidylinositol-4-phosphate 3-kinase catalytic subunit type 2 alpha (gene PIK3C2A). The record is from RefSeq and is a predicted model, not a curated record. The transcript is spliced from 33 exons. Gene Ontology annotation, biological process: phosphatidylinositol-3-phosphate biosynthetic process; cell migration; phosphatidylinositol-mediated signaling. NCBI's taxonomy places the organism in Eukaryota, Metazoa, Chordata, Testudines, Emydidae. Bases 191 to 5296 code for a protein of 1701 amino acids. Gene Ontology annotation, molecular function: 1-phosphatidylinositol-3-kinase activity; 1-phosphatidylinositol-4-phosphate 3-kinase activity; phosphatidylinositol binding. Gene Ontology annotation, cellular component: phosphatidylinositol 3-kinase complex; cytoplasm; plasma membrane.
CUCGGGCCGGGCCGGAAGUGAGCGCACGGCGGCGGCGGGCUCGUCCCUCCAGUGACUUUAUCCGCGGCGGCGGCGGCGGCAGGGACGGGAAAUGGCUGUUGCCGCGGGGCAGCGGCGCGGCGAGGUCUACUGAAUCUAUUUUCAAAGUCAAGGGCCAAAGAUUGUUAGGAAGAAGGGAUUGAUCUCUUAAAUGGACAUCUGCUUUCACGUUAUGGCUCAGAUAUCCAGUAGCAAUGGACAGCGUUCAUCUCCUUCAUUGGGAACUGCAAGGACAAAAGAUGUGGACAAAGAAGAGGCAUUGCAGAUGGAAGCUGAGGCACUAGCUAAGAUGCAAAAGGAAAGAGUGGUAACUGGUAAUAAGCAAACUUCUGAGUCUUUAAGCAGCACCAGACAAAAAGCACAAACUCAUAAUAAACAGGACCAUGAUCUCAUGGUGUUUCCAGAGGCUGCUGCCAAAAAGAGGGUGGAAGAUAAAUUAAGCACUGUUGAUAUAGAUAAAAUGACCCAUGCUGAAUUAGAGAAACUGCUUCUAGAUGAAAGUUUUGAAUCUAGUAAAGUACCUGCAUUACCAGCAACUCCUGUUCUGAGCCCAUCAUUUUCUUCACCAUUUUAUAUUGGGCCUACUGGUCAAAGAGGACAGUGGACACCUCGGCUACCUGGGCCUGUGACUUGCACUUUACCUCCUAUUUACCCAUCAGCUUCUUACAAUAAACAAGCUGGUGUAUUUCAGAAUGGGUUCCACCUAAGCAUGUCCACCUAUCAAUCUACAGAACCUGUUUAUCUUAGUCUUCCCGGGCGGUCUCAAUACAUUUCAUACCCAUUGACAACUACUACACCUUUCCAUCCACGAGGAAGCCUGCCCAUGUAUCCUCCAACACUCACGCCAGAAAUGGCAAAAGUAUUUGACAAAAUAGCCAGCACCUCCGAAUUCUUGAAAAAUGGGAAAUCCAGCACUGACUUAGAGAUGACUGAUUUUAAGUCUAUAGUACCUAAACUACCAACCUCAGAAAACUCCAGUGAUAUUAGUAAAUUUGAUUGGCUGGACUUGGAUCCUCUAAGUAAACCAAAAGUGGAUAAUGUGGAGAUCUUGUGUAAUGCAGAGGAUGAUGCAAAGGUGACUUCAAGUACAGUUGCAGAAGAUCCAUGGGAUGCUGUGCUACUAGAAGAAAAAUUGCUAGUAACGUGUCAUCUUGAAAGAAAAGUGAAUGGGAAAUCCACUGCUGGGGCAACAGUUACAAGAAGCCAGUCUUUAAACAUUCGAACAACUCAGCUUGCAAAGUUACAGGGCCAAACACCACAGCAAGACAAUGGGACCACUAGCCUGACAACAGAAAAUGCACUUCUCCAAGAUAUUGAAGGGCGGAAUCAAGAGCUGGCAGCUUUUUGUCAAGCAGUUACCAAAUUGAGGACCAACUUUCCCUAUACCAAUCAGCACACAAAUCCAGGCUUUGUGCUCAGUCCAGUCAUGUUGCAAAGAAAUAUAAGUGGGGAGAAUGCCAGUAUCAAGGUUUCUAUAGAAAUUGAAGGAUUCCAACAGCCAGUAACAUUUACAUGCGAUGGGAGUUCUCCUGUCGAGCUUAUAAUAAUGCAGGCACUUUGCUGGGUACAUGAUGACUUGAAUGAAGUGGACAUUAGCAGCUAUAUCCUGAAAGUCUGUGGUCAAGAAGAAGUUCUACAGAAUAAGCACUGUGUAGGAAGUCAUGAAUACAUUCAGAACUGUCGAAAAUGGGAUGCAGAGAUUAAACUGCAGCUCCUGACCCAUAGUGUAGUAUGCAGAGAUCUGGCACGAACAGAAGAAGAUGAUAGGACACCUACAAAUUUAACAAAACACCUCUACAAAACAGAAAAGCCUUUCAGAGAAAAUAUUUCAAGGCAUUCUGUUGAAGAGCUCCUAGAGGCUUACCAUAUUCAAACUGACAUGGCUCUUAAAAACAAGAACCAACAGAAAGCAGUAGAUCAUGUAAUCAAGGCUGUAAGAAAAAUCUGUUAUGCACUGGAUGGCGUAGAAACUCAAGCAAUAACAGACUCUGUAAAGAAGCUGAGGAGGGUUGUUAAUCUUCCAAGGAGUAAAAGUCCUGAGGUGUCCUUAAAGCCCAGUGAUGACACUAGCAACAGUUCAGUUGGUUCAUUGCAGCCUGAAAACCCUGUGCGAGUGAGCAUAGACCAGUUGACUGCAGCAGUCUAUGCUCUUCUUCACCUCCACUUAAACUCAGGCUGCAGUAGCAGCAAUUCUGCAACAAAAAAUAAUAGAAGCACUAAGGAAGCAUGGACUGCCACAGAGCACCUGCAAUUCACAAUAUUUGCUGCUCAUGGAAUUCUUACCGGUUGGGUGUCAAAUUAUGAAAAAUACUAUUUGGUUUGCUCUCUGACCCAUAAUGGAAAAGAUUUGUUUAAACCCGUUCAGUCCAAGAAGGUUGGCACAUACAAGAAUUUCUUCUAUCUGAUUAAAUGGGAUGAACUAAUCAUUUUCCCCAUCCAGAUUUCACAAUUGCCAUUGGAAUCGAUCUUGUGUCUUACUCUGUUUGGAAUAUUAAAUCAAAAUAGUGGAAGUUCACCUGAUUCAAAUAAACAGAGAAAGGGCCCAGAGAUGUUGGGUCAAGUUUCUUUACCUCUUUUUGACUUUAGACGUUUGUUAACUUGUGGGACUAAGCUCUUACACCUUUGGACUUCAUCACAUGUGACUCCAGCAUCAGGAACUGCCCAUAAAAGAGGAAAUCUCAUGGAAAAAAUAGUUUUGCAGGUUGACUUUCCCUCCCUGGCUUUUGAUACUGUAUACAAAAUUCCUCAAGCUGCAAACGGUUUGGUACAUCAUUCAAUAGAAACAUUGGAAAAAAAUGUAAAGGAGCGUCUUCUUGCUAUUCUUGCCAAAGAUGGCACCCUUGGGCUAUCAAAGGAAGAUAAAGAAUUUUUGUGGGAGAAGCGACAUUAUUGCCAUGAACACACACACAGCCUUCCAAAAAUAUUAGCUAGUGCCCCACACUGGGACUGGGCAAGUCUUCCUGAAAUAUACUCACUGCUUCAGCAGUGGCCUCCCCUACCUCCUUUGACUGCUAUGGAACUACUGGAUUCAAAGUUUGCAGAUCAGGAAGUGCGAACCACAGCUGUGAAUUGGAUUGAAGAAAUAAGUGAUGAUGAGUUAACAGACUUCCUCCCGCAGUUUGUGCAGGCAUUGAAGUAUGAAACAUACCUGGACAACUCUUUAGUCAGAUUCAUUUUGGCUCGGGCAUUAGGAAAUAUUCAGAUAGCACACUGUGUAUAUUGGCUUCUGAAGGAUACCCUACAUGAUGCAAAAUUUGGGGUAAGGUAUGAGCAUAUUCUUGGUGCCUUCCUCUCGGUCUGUGGGCAAGGGCUGCGGGAAGAGCUGGAGAAACAGACCAGACUGGUACAGCUUUUGGGAGUGGUAGCAGAAAAAGUAAAACAAACAAGUGGAUCUGCUAGGCAGGUUGUCCUGCAAAGUGGUAUGGAACGUGUACAGUCCUUUUUCAUGAAGAACAAAUGCCGUUUGCCUCUCAAUCCCAGCCUUGUGGCAAAAGAAUUAAAUGUCAAGGCAUGUUCGUUCUUCAAUUCUAAUGCAGUACCACUAAAAGUCACAUUGGUGAAUGCAGAUCCUCUGGGAGAAGAAAUUAAUGUUAUGUUUAAAGUCGGAGAAGAUCUGCGACAAGAUAUGUUGGCUUUACAAAUGAUAAAGAUUAUGGACAAAAUCUGGCUGCAGGAGGGACUGGACCUGCGGAUGGUUAUCUUCAAGUGCCUCUCAACUGGAAAAGAUCGAGGAUUGGUGGAACUUGUUCCUGCUUCAGAUACACUUAGGAAAAUUCAAGUGGAAUAUGGAGUGACAGGAUCUUUUAAAGACAAGCCACUUGCAGAAUGGCUGCGAAAGUAUAAUCCUACAGAGGAGGAAUAUGAAAAGGCUUCAGAAAACUUCAUCUAUUCUUGUGCAGGAUGCUGCGUAGCCACCUACGUAUUGGGAAUCUGUGACCGUCACAAUGAUAACAUAAUGCUUCGAACCACGGGACAUAUGUUCCAUAUUGACUUUGGAAAGUUUUUGGGCCACGCACAGACGUUUGGUAGCUUUAAAAGGGAUCGGGCUCCUUUUGUGCUAACCUCAGAUAUGGCCUAUGUCAUUAAUGGUGGUGAAAAACCUACUAUUCGUUUUCAAUUGUUUGUGGAUCUCUGCUGCCAAGCUUACAAUUUGAUCAGGAAACAUGCAAACCUCUUUCUUAACCUGCUUUCACUGAUGCUUUCUUCAGGGUUACCAGAACUUACUGGACUUCAAGACUUAAAAUAUGUCCAAGAUGCUCUUCAGCCCCAAACUACGGAUGCAGAAGCUACUAUUUUCUUUACAAGGCUGAUUGAAUCCAGUUUGGGAAGUGUUGCCACAAAGUUUAAUUUCUUCAUUCACAACCUGGCUCAGCUGCGUUUUUCAGGCCUACCUUCCAAUGAUGAACCCAUUCUCUCAUUUUCUCCCAAAACCUAUUCGCUUAGACAAGAUGGUCGAAUCAAGGAAGUGUCCGUGUUUACGUACCAAAAGAGGUACAACCCAGAUAAACAUUAUAUCUAUGUGGUGAGAGUCUUGAGAGAGGGACAAGUUGAACCAACGUUUGUCUUCCGGACAUUUGAUGAGUUCCAGGAACUUCACAACAAACUCGGUAUUCUCUUUCCUCUUUGGAAGUUACCAGGCUUUCCUAAUAAGAUGGUUCUGGGAAGAACGCAUAUAAAGGAUGUAGCAGCCAAAAGAAAAGUAGAGCUGAACAGCUACAUACAGAGUUUGAUGAACAGUUCAGCAGAGGUGGCAGAGUGUGAUCUUGUUUAUACUUUUUUUCACCCUCUACUUCGUGAUGAGAAAGCUGAAGGAAUAGAUGGAAUAGCUAAGCCUGCAGAUGCAAGUCCAUCAAGUCCUACCUCAGGCAAAGUGGGAGGAGAAGUAAAGUUGUCUAUCUCGUAUAGAAAUAGCACUCUGUUUAUCAUGGUGAUGCACAUUAAAGACCUGGUUACUGAAGAUGGUGCAGAUCCAAAUCCUUAUGUAAAAACAUACUUACUUCCAGAUAUAAACAAAACAUCUAAACGCAAAACCAAAAUCACACGAAAAACAAGGAACCCAACAUUCAAUGAAAUGCUUGUGUACAGUGGAUACAGUAAGGAGACUUUGAAGCAGAGGGAACUUCAGCUAAGUGUGCUCAGUGCAGAAUCGUUGCGUGAGAACUUCUUUCUGGGUGGAGUUAUGCUGUCCCUAAAGGAUUUCAACUUGAGGAAGGAGACUGUUAACUGGUAUCAGCUGACUGCAGUGCCAUAUCUGUGAACUCCUACAGUAGAAAAUCACAAAAGUGAACCAGUUCUGCACACUUGUGUUUGGUGCAUUUUUCCUACUUGAAAAUAACUUGGACAUUUUAAAAUGAGACUCUGCGUUUCAACACAUGUUGGACCAACCCCUCACCAAGCUGAAACCACAGGAUUUCUAGAAACCACCUGUUUUAGGCUUAUGUGAUAAUAUCCAAGCAUUAAUGUAAAUUUAAUUUUUGUAAUCCUAGUACUUGUGGGUAACUAAAGUUUUAAACCAUCCCUGGAAUCUUCAGGUAGUUUAUUCUGGCUUUACUGUAUCAGUUCAACCACAUUUAAUCACUUGCCCUGUGGAUAUAGUAUAAGUAAUCUUUUCUGUUACCUGUUACAUUAUAUAUGGCAAGGUGCUGUAGAAUGCCAGAGGAAAGAUGUGGGGGGUUUCUGAUGAUAUAUCCGCUAUUCACCAUUCAUUGGUGCAGCAAUGAUCAGUAAAAUAUCAGUGGUUGCACAGACUGUCAGAAAUGAAAUUGGACAGAACAGCUGGAAAAAUUGUUACAUUCGAAUCUUGCGAUUAAAUGCAUCUGAAACAUUUAUCAGAAUGAGUGCCAUAAUGGAAGUUGUAAAUAAUGGUGCCUUACCUUAUAAUUCAAAUGCUUCUUGUACCUCAUUUCUGAAAUUUAAAAAUAGUUACCUGUUAGCCAGGUUUAACAAACUCUUAUCCAGCUCUUUAAAAGAGGCAGAUGCAUGACACCACCUACUGAAUCUUUUCUUUGGGAAACUUAUUCAGUUUCCUAGACAGAGUUUGAGUUUUAUACCAGCUAUCUGAGUAAGAUUAGUCAGUUCAUUUUAAGUGAAGUCCUCUGUGCAAGUCACUGAUGAUUUGCAAACUUUGAAUGAAGACUGGUUGUUUGUGGUGCCAUGUGAGUGUGUGGUCUUCCAGCAUUAUAAAACGGUUCUUUAAAAUUUCAAGGACCUCCGUAGUGCAGUCUGCAAAUGCAUUCGCGAUUCAUAGUUGAACCCAAGUCCCUACAUCGGGUCACAAAUGAUAUUACACAUAAGAAAAUACUUUACCCCACAACUUCACAUAAUUGAUUCUCCCUACUUGAAAA